AUGAACGAGGGCGCGCCAAUGAUGUAUCAUGGGAGCGGGGCCUACGGAGGACCGGGGCAGAUAUUCAUGAUGGGUGGACAGGAGCGGCCGGCUCGCCACUACCCGCUGGACGCGCUGCAGAGCUUGGGCGGGGGCUCACCAGCCGGACACGCCACUCCGCGCCGCUGGCAGCCCCGCCGCGACCGCCACCCUAGCGCCAAGGGUGGAGGAGACAACACAGCCUUUGGUUAUGACUCAGAUGACUCCAGCCUCUCAAGUAAUGCCUCUGGCUCCAACAAGUCGGGAGAAAAAGGUGAGGAGUCAUCCCGCAACACGGAGCGUACGUCGGGCGGGCACUACACGGGCGGCUACGGCCAGGUGCGGGAGUGGCGCGGCCGUCGCGGCCGGGACGUGCGCCCGCAGCGACGCAUCGCGCCCGAGAGGUAUCUCAACGGCUCCUACCCGUUCCAAGUCAAGUUUACGCCCGACGACUUGCUAAAUGGUUCAAAAUGGGACACACUGUCUCAAGAAAUCUGGGAUAAGUUCAUAAAAUCACAGCAAACAGAGGAGACAUUCAGAAAGAAAAUGAACCUUUGGAGAUAUCUUUUCAUCACAAUAAAGACAAUAUUCCCGCGCUACGGUCUGUACGUGGUGGGCUCGACGAUGUCUGGCUUCGGCCUGGACUCGUCCGACAUGGACCUCUGCCUGUACGUGCGGCCCGUGGACGACCUCGACCCGCGCUCACACGCACUGCUGCAUCUCAACUAUAUACUAAGCUACAUACGGAGCUUCGAUCCUAAUGCGGAACUGAUCCAGGCGAAGGUGCCGAUACUGAAGUUCCGAGACUCCCGCAACGGUCUGCAGGUAGACCUCAACUGUAACAACGUCGUCGGCAUACGAAACACUAAUCUACUGCACUGCUAUUCUAGGCUGGACUGGCGCGUUCGUCCGCUGGUGGCGCUGACCAAGCUGUGGGCGCAGGCGCACGACAUCAACGACGCCCGCCACCGCACGCUGUCGUCCUACUCGCUCACGCUCAUGGUCAUCCACUUCCUGCAGUGUAGGUAUCCGACAGGGGCGGCGCGAGGGGCUCGGGAGCGUCCGAGCGGUGCUACAAGUGGUCGGUUGCAGGCGGCACGGUGCCGAGCAUCCUGCCGCGCGCGGCGGAGGCGGGCGCGGGCGCGCGGCGGGCCCACAACCGCAGCUCGCUGGCCGAGCUGUUCGUGCAGCUGCUGCAGUACUACGCGUCGUUCCCGUUCGAGCGCAUGGCGGUGUCGGUGCGCGCGGGCGGGCGCGUGCCGGUGGCGGCGUGCCGCGCGGCGCGCGCGCACAAGAACGACCCGCACCAGUGGAAGCUGCUGUGCGUGGAGGAGCCCUUCGACCUCACCAACACGGCGCGCUCGGUCUACGACCCCGACUCCUUCGACAAGAUCGUGUCCGCCUUCCGCACGUCGGCGGCGCGCCUGGCGGCCGGCCUGCGGCUGGCGGACGCCUGGCCGCAGCGAUGAUGGCGGCCCCCGGCGCCGCGACUGA
Spodoptera littoralis (African cotton leafworm) is the source of this 1512-nucleotide messenger RNA. NCBI's taxonomy places the organism in Eukaryota, Metazoa, Arthropoda, Insecta, Lepidoptera, Noctuidae. The record is from the annotation of a GenBank genome assembly.